Austrofundulus limnaeus is the source of this 782-nucleotide messenger RNA. RefSeq names its product psychosine receptor. The transcript is spliced from 2 exons. The record is from RefSeq and is a predicted model, not a curated record. Gene Ontology annotation, molecular function: G protein-coupled receptor activity. Gene Ontology annotation, biological process: G protein-coupled receptor signaling pathway. Gene Ontology annotation, cellular component: membrane. Lineage: Eukaryota; Metazoa; Chordata; Actinopteri; Cyprinodontiformes; Rivulidae. Bases 55 to 717 code for a protein of 220 amino acids.
CUGACCUGUGAGCUGGUCGGUUACGCGUUUUACGUGAACGUCUACGCCAGCGUAAUGUUCCUCUGCCUGAUAGCGAUGGACCGCUACCUGGCUAUCGUUUACCCGCUCAGCAGCCGCAGCGUGCGCAGCGUCAGGGUGGCGGCGGUGUUGGGCGUCGCUGUGUGGAUCCUGACCUUCCUGUUCUGCCUGAGCGGGCUGCUGCCGUCUGUGUUCGACUCCGACCGACUGCUGUGUCUGGAGAAAUACCCCGUCAGCCCCAGAUACGCUCACUUUAAGAUCAUCACCAUGGUCCUGGGCUUCCUGCUGCCAUGUGCCAUUCUAGGCUACACCUCAGCCCACAUCGGGGUGACCCUUCAUCAGUCUCCCUCUCUGUCGAACCACGAGCGCAACAAAAUCGUAGGGAUCCUGGUCGUGAUCACGGUUAACUUUAUCGUGGUCUUCGGACCCUACCACCUGGUGGGCGGGUACAGGUUUGUGUCUCUGCUGCUCACCGACGAGCCCUGUGGAUUUGAGCAGUCCAUUUUCCUGGUCUAUCGGCUUUGCUACGGCCUGACCAGCCUCAACACUUUACUGGACCCCCUCUUUUACAUCUUCCUCUGCCCCGACGCUCGACUGGAGCUCCAGAGGUCCCUGCCCUGUCUGAGAACAGGCCAGAACAACCGUAAAAACACGACCACGAGCUGCAGGUAUCAGCUGGACACCGACAGAGACAACUAGACAUGGGUUUUUACAAUGUAAAAACAAGUGUGCAUUCCCACGUAGCAUGUCAUUGCAGCAUGGCU